CUUCCGUUUGUAAUCUAUGAUCUUAUAAAAGUAAAGCUUAAAAAUAGAUUAUUAAUUAGUAAAACUAUAUAAUAAUAAAAAAAAAUUACAAAAAAUGUGUUUCACUAAAUAUAAAAAAAACUUUCAGGAAGCAAAUGUGUUACUAAAAAACAAUUACUGAAACACCACAGCAAACUUAGAUACUUUCAGUUCAUGUAGUCCAUGAAACGAUAAAUUUCCUUUCGGAUAAAAUAUUCAUCGCACACUUCAUUCAAAUUUAUAUGACCACAUUCUUCUCCAAUCUCCAUGAGGUUAAGUAGUAUGUCAUAUUCACGAUAUUGUCUGACACUCAUCUCUAAAACAACCCGCCGAACAUUCAUCUGACAUUGCCUCACCGAUUCUAUUCCUUGAUUUCUCCAUAGUUGAGUAAGAUAGUUUGAACCUUCAUCAAAAACUCCUUCUAUGAGGGAGAUCAUUCCAUACAAGUACAUAGCUUCUGAGUGAGCUUCUUUUGCCGCUGUUGCUAAUUGCUUCAACCCUUCCUUCACACUCUUAAGGUAGAAGAAAUUAAAUAAACCACAUAAAAAUAUUCCAUGAACAUUACCCGAUUUGGCACACUCUUUGAGUAAGUCCAUUCCGUUAGGAACCCUCUCAUAAGGUGGUAGGAAAACAUCUUCCAAACGAAGACUUCGUAAAACCUCUGGGUAUUUUGCAACUUCAAGAAAUGUUUUGCAUGAUACCAUGCAUGACCAUAAAUCCACAGAAGAAAAAGCACCAACUUUAGUGAGUAUGACCAUAAGCAUGUCGUAUGGUAGCAUGGUGAGGCUUGCUUUGCAAAAGUUACGUUUCAUGGUUAGAAAAAAAAUUUUAUAAUAUUUUUGGUUUGAAAAUUAUUAACCAGAACGCAUCAUUUUAUAGUCCAUUGAAGUGGUUAUAUGUCUUUACGGUUACCCUCUUUAUCUACUUACCUACUUUAAUUGUAGUUCAUUGCAUUUGUCCAUUUCAACAAUUACUUAGACUUCGAUACAUCUGACAUUCAAAAUUCCGUUUAUUGUCAUCUCGAAUUCAUAAACUAUUAAGUAAAUAUGAAUUUCCGUGUUCAUUAAUUAUAUCCCCCAUAACGAAAAGACCCAUCUCAACCACAACCUCUUAUAAAUAACCCCUUCUGCAAAGUUUACAAUCACUUCGACUUUCCUCUCUCCAUCUUUCCUUCCUCCACCGAUUACAAAUUUGUAUCGAUCAACAUGGAAGGACACGAUCUUGGUACUUUGUUGCCCACAUCGAUUUCGUUACACAAACUUGCACUAGGGAAAUCCAACCAAAACAUUACUGUCCGUCUUUUGCGUUCUUGGGAAGUUCGAAACUUCAAACUGAAUGGAGCACUCAUGAGUUUAGAUUUACUCCUUCUAGAUGAAAAGGAUACUCUUAUCCAAGCUUCAAUCUACCACCGACGUAUCCACAGAUUCAAAAGUCUACUUAAAGACGGAAACCUUUAUUUCUUGAGCGACUUUGAAGUAGUACCCAGCUACGGUCACUACAAAAUCACAGACAGCGAGCUCUUAAUCCGGUUUACGGACACCACUCAGCUUCUUGAAGUACCAGAUGAUGCCAUAGCAAUCAAAGAAGAGAAAUUCAGAUUGCGCACAUACUCGGAACUUGAAGCUCUGGCUGACACCAACUUACAGUUAGUUGUGGGACAAAUAAUACAAGUGCAAGGAUCGAAUCUUGAAGACUCCACCUCGACACAAAAGAUCGUUGUUGGUCUCCUAAUACAGAAUGGAGUGAAGAUUCGAAUCACAUUAUGGGAUGGCCAAUCUUCUGCAUUCCGCCAACUUUUCAGAAACACCAAGCGCAAGUGUAGUGUGAUUGUAAUGACUUCUUUGAACCCGAAAAAGUUUGCAGGAAAACCGCAACUAAGCUCCAGCGGAUCAACCAGGUUUUAUAUUGACUACGGCUUAGAAGUUGUCAAAACAUUCAUGGGAAGCUUGGGGAUUAAAGAUGGUGAUUCUGAUGUGGCAACUGUUGACGAGGAGAGGAGAAGCGCAAACAGCUUAGGGACCUUGACAAUUACCCAGCUCUUGGAUUUCGUAUCCGCUGGUGACAAACAGGAAAAAGAGAUCAUAUGCGAAGCCAAGAUCAUUGAAAUUUCAGAAAGAAAUGGCGACGAAGAUGCCAUUGGAAUUCUGAGAUUCAGGGUAGAAAUAGAAGUACAAUGUGGCGUUGCAACCACCAAGUUUGUCUUGUUUGACAAAGAUGUUCGAAAGCUUACAAACACUACUGCUGAAGAUAUUACAGCUUCGCAGCUCGAUUUUCAGAAGCCGGAUGAGAAGGACGAAAAAGAAGAAAACCAGAGUCCUGACUUGAUUCCAGAGUGUCUUCGUCGUUUGAUUGGCAAAACUAUGGACUUCCAAGUGAAGAUAACAAAAUACAACUUCAGGACUUCGUUCCAAACAUUCACAGUUACGAGAGUUGUGAAUGAAAAGCCAGAGGUAACUUCUGCGGGUACAAUCCAAACCAUAGAGAGUGGUCAGACUAGCGAAGGAGAAGAACAUGUGUCCGAUGAAAAGCUAAUUAUGGUUGAGAUAAAGACAGAAAAUGGCGAGGAAUUACUGGACUUUGAAAAUGGAGUUGGACAUCUUGCUAAAAAGAAACGAACUAUGUGAUAGUUGGCUGCAGCUAUGAAAAGCGG
Molecule: messenger RNA, 2668 nt
Organism: Thlaspi arvense
Lineage: Eukaryota; Viridiplantae; Streptophyta; Magnoliopsida; Brassicales; Brassicaceae
Source: the annotation of a GenBank genome assembly